Molecule: messenger RNA, 1677 nt
Organism: Geosmithia morbida
Lineage: Eukaryota; Fungi; Ascomycota; Sordariomycetes; Hypocreales; Bionectriaceae
Exons: 4
Coding region: 1-1677 (558 amino acids)
Biological process (GO): amino acid transmembrane transport
Cellular component (GO): membrane
Molecular function (GO): amino acid transmembrane transporter activity
Source: RefSeq, a predicted model, not a curated record
AUGUCGGCAGCCAAGUAUUUUGAAAAGGGCCCCCCGGAGCCAUCUCUAGAGAAUGGCUCCCCGGGAAGCAUCAGCAACAACGACACUGUCCAGGGCGUUUCCGAAACGGCUGGCUCCCAGGCCCUGCACCGUCAGUUGCGCGGGAGGGAAGUUCAACUGUACGCCAUUGGUGGCGCGAUCGGCACCUCUCUCUUCGUUCAGAUGGGUGCCGCGCUCCCCAAGGGAGGACCGGCAGGUCUCUUCAUCGCCUUCCUCAUCUGGGGCGGCAUCAUGUGGGCCGUCAACGAGUGCUUCGCCGAGAUGGUGUCGUAUCUCCCUGUGCCGUCCCCCUUUAUCCGAUUCGGCAGCGACUUCGUCGACGGCGCGCUCGGCUUCUCCAUGGCCUGGAACUUCUUCCUCAACAUGGCCUUCCUCGUACCCUUUGAGAUUGUCGCCAUGAACAUCAUGAUCACCUUUUGGACCGACGAGGUGCCCGUCGAGGCCGUCAUCGUCAUCAUGAUUGUUCUGUACGCGGGUCUCAACUUCGCCACUGUCCGCUACUUCGGCAUCGCGGAGUUCUACCUGUCCAUCUUCAAGGCCGUGCUCAUGAUAGGUCUCUUCUUCUUCACAUUCAUCACCAUGGUCGGCGGGAACCCGCUGCACGACGUCUACGGCUUCCGCUACUGGAAGGAACCCGGCGCUUUCAACUCGUACCUCGAGCCGGGAGGCGUCGGUAAAUUCUGCGGCGUCCUGUCCUGCCUAUAUCAGGCCAGCUUCUCUAUAACUGGUCCCGAGUAUUUGGCCAUGCCUGCGGCCGAGACCAAGAACCCUCGCAAGGUCCUGCCUCCGGCCUUCCGCUCGUUCGUCUGGCGUAUACUCGUCUUCUUUGUCGGCUCGGCUCUGUGCAUGGGAAUCGUCAUUCCAUCCGACGACGAGACCCUCAUGGGCAUCCUCGACGGCGACAUCUCCGGUAGCGGCACCGGUGCAGCGUCGCCCUAUGUGAUCGCCAUGAAGCGUCUCGAGAUCCCCGUUCUGCCCCACAUCGUCAACGCCCUCAUCAUGACCUCCAUCUUCAGUGCCGGCAACGGAAUCCUGUUCUCGGCCACUCGAACCCUGCACGGCAUGUCGCUCGAGGGCCACGCGCCCGGCGUCUUCUCCCGCUGCACCAAGAACGGGGUACCGAUAUGGGCGCUGGCCUUCUCUCUGUGCUUCUGCCUUCUCGCCUUCCUGCAGGUGAAGAGCUCGUCGGCCGUGGUCCUGACGUACCUCAUCGACCUCGUGACCGCCUGCCAGAUGCUCAACUACGGCUUCACCGCCUUCACCUACCGGCACUUCUACUCCUCCCUCAAGGCCCAGGGAAUCAGCCGCGACAGCCUGCCUUACAAGGGCAGGUUCCAGCCGUACACCAGCUACGUCGCCAUGGGAGGCACGCUGUUCAUGCUCCUUGCGGGCGGAUACACCAUCUUCCUCGAUGGGAACUGGAGCGUCCAGGACUUUUUCCUCACCUACACCAUGAUUGGCUUCUUCGUCGUGGCGUUUGUCGGGUGGAAGGUCAUCUUCAAGACCGAAUACGUCCGUCCCGGGACAGCAGACCUGAGCCUCGGCGGGAUGAGGGAGGAGAUUGAUGCGUACGAGGCCAUGCUUGUGCCCGAGCAGAGUGGUCGUGUAGGGAGGGUCUUGCGGAAGAUCUUCCACUAG